CGCUACUACAUGAACAAGGUCAUUCUGAUCGGCAACGUCGGUGCUGAUCCCCAGGAGACUACGUUUGAGAACGGCAACAAGCUAGCGUCGUUCCCGCUGGCGACCUCUCGGCGGUACAAGGACAAGGAAGGCAACCUCCUCGAGCACACCUCGUGGCACCGGAUCCGCUUCACUGGCAAUAAUGCUGACAAGGUGAUGCGCGUGGUGAAGAAGAGCGCGCUGGUGCAGCUUGAGGGAUCGAUCCGCUACGACACAUACACAAACAAGGACAAUGUCGAGGUCAACUCGACCACCAUCAGCGGCGAUAACUUCAAGAUCCUG
Molecule: messenger RNA, 321 nt
Organism: Linderina pennispora
Lineage: Eukaryota; Fungi; Kickxellomycota; Kickxellomycetes; Kickxellales; Kickxellaceae
Product: single-strand binding protein
Exons: 1
Biological process (GO): positive regulation of helicase activity; mitochondrial DNA replication
Cellular component (GO): mitochondrial nucleoid
Molecular function (GO): single-stranded DNA binding
Source: RefSeq, a predicted model, not a curated record